AUGCGCCCAGGUGGUGCAGGAGGAGCAGGUGAAGUGAAACCCAGUCUUAAACCUGUUAAGCCCACAGUCAAGGAACCAGCAAAGCACAAGCCCAAACAAACAGAAGAGACAUUCACUGAUUUGUUUGACGCCACCAUUCGACCAGGCCUGUUGCUCCGAACACCCCCUAGUCUUCUCCGAACCUCUGUUCCCCCUCGGAAAGCCCAGUCUGAUUUUGGGGACUUGAAUCUUGAAGAUGCCUUGAGCCCCGACAAUGACAUCAGAGGAAAGGGCAAAGACUCUGGCAAAGGCGAUAAAGACCUCGGAGGAGGGGGCCGUGAUGAAGGCAAACCCAAUAGCAGAGGUGGAACUGGUGGUAGUGAAUUCUCAGAUGCAGACCUUGCAGAUGUGGGCAAUGAUAACGCCUACAAACCCGACAAAGGCAAAGGUGGAAGUAGUGGUGGACAUAGUGGCAGUGAUUUGGAUCAUGCUGAUGACAACCACGACACCAUGGCUGAGACUGGAACUAUCGCUGGUAUUGUGAGCGCUGUUGCUAUGGCUCUGGCCGGUGCAGUGAGCGGUUACAUCUCCUACCAGAAGAAGAAGUUGUGCUUCAGCAUACAGCAGAGUCUAAAUGCAGAUAUGGUGAAAGCAGAUGCCCCAGAUGCUGUAGUUGCACAGGAGCCACAAGUUCAACAAACUCUUCUCCAGCCUCCCAACGCUGAGCCGCCAACAGAGGAAAAUGCGGUGUAAUCUGAAAUGCAUCAUCCAAACUGAAGAGGGCACAGUUCUAUAUCAUUGUUCUCCCAUUUGAAUGCCACUGUAUUUCAUGGCACAUUUACACCACAACUCCCUUUUUGAAGUACCAAUGUGACUGUUUAAUUCAGCGGUGCCCAAACUCGGUCCUGGAGGGCCGGUGUCCUGAAGAGUUUAGCUCCAACCCCAA
Molecule: messenger RNA, 925 nt
Organism: Sinocyclocheilus grahami
Lineage: Eukaryota; Metazoa; Chordata; Actinopteri; Cypriniformes; Cyprinidae
Product: CD99 antigen-like protein 2
Exons: 11
Coding region: 1-732 (243 amino acids)
Source: RefSeq, a predicted model, not a curated record